UUCAUUUCGUCUCGAUCGGUCGACCGGUGCGGUUGGGACUCUCCCGGUGAACAGUGUGUUUGUGCGUUUGUGUGUGCGUGUGAGUGAUUGUUCUUUCAUUUGUGUUUGUGUGUAUCAGUACUAGUAACAUCUCAGUCAUGCCCAGUGACGAGCUAGUGGUGCUUCCGGUCCCGAACCUGGACAAAGCGCCCGCCCGCUACGAUAACGAGAUCGACGAGCUGGACGCACACUGUCAGCAAUUAGCGCGGGACUUUCUGCGCGAAAAUGCGACGAUUCGUGACCAGAGCCUGACCCAGCUGCGUGACUGGAUCGCGAAGCAUCCCAACAUCAAGCGCUGCCGCACGGACGCACGCUUUCUGUUGCGCUUCCUGCGCACGAAGAAGUACUCGUUCAUCAACGCGUCGCACAUGCUGGAGCGCUACCUGGCCUGCCGGGUGGUGCAUCCGCACUGGUUCAAGCGGCUAGACAUUGAGGAUCGCGAGAUGUGUGGGCUGGUGGAGGCGGGCUUUCUCUAUCCGCUGCUGGAGAAGGAUGCACGUGGCCGGACGGUGAUUUUCGGCGAUGCGGGCACGCUCGAUCCGAAGGUGUACACGGUUGGGCAUGGCAGCCGGAUGCAUAUGCUGGUGGGCGAAACGCUGUACGAUGAUGCGUCGGUGCAGUGCGCUGGGUUUGUGCUGGUGUACGAUCUGUCCGGCAUUACGAUGGGCAUGCUGGGGCUGGUGACGCUCAGCGAUAUACGCGAUCUGGCGACGUACCUGAACAAUGCGGUGCCGAUGCGCAUCCAGGAGCUACACUUUGUCAACACGCCGAGUUUGGCGCUGAAGAUCGCGAACUACACGCUGGCGCUGAUGAACGAGAAGCUUCGCAAUCGUAUCAUGUGUCAUCGCAGCUGGGAAGAUCUGCACAAAAAGGUGGACAAGCGGCUCAUCCCCCAGGAGUACGGUGGAAAGAUCCCGAAGGAGGAUCACAUUGCCGCGUUCAAGCAGCGCUGUCGCAUCUACCGGCCCCAGUUGCUAGCCCUGGACGAGAUGGACUACGAGGUUGGGCGCGAUAUGGACAGCUGCAAGAAGUCGCAUGUGGCAGAAAUUGAAACCGGAACGGUGGGCAGCUUCCGCAAGCUGCAGCUCGACUAGCGAGCGUGCUUUUAGUUUGUAAUCCAAUCUGUAAUUCUGUUAGACUGUGAUGUAUGUAUCGUGUUGGUUCGUUCGCAAUAUGUAUACUCUCGGGGAUUUCUGUUUAUUUUACUAUUGUAGACAAGUGGGAAUGGUUCGCUUUGUUUCCCCUUCUAUAUGUUUGAGUGUGUGUGUGUGUGUGUAUGGCUAUGAUUGGCAUAUUGAAAUCGAGCUUUGGACCUUGUAGAAAGAGUCACAGAGAGCCGAGAGUAGUGGUAGCGUCUGUUGACAUUACGGGCAAUGAUAAUAAUUAGCACCUGCCGUGAUGCUACCCCGAACGGGUGGGGACGAUGGAACCCCGCAUCGAGUGAAACAAAACGUUUCUAUUUUUUGGACAAAAUUUGAAUUACCCGGCCAGUCCGCAGUCGCCGAUGUGACUAGAAAUGAUAAUCUUUAUUCAAGGAUGACCCUCAGCCAAGGUGUGAAGGAUGAAGUUUGGAUAACACAGCGUCAAUAUUACGCUGUGCCGGUCGCUUCAACGCUUCUUCGGGUGGGUUUUAAUUAACUGUUUACCUGCAAACCUGCAAUCUUUAACGCCCUAAUAAGCUCAUCAUAAUGUAUAUAUUUGUAAACAUCAUUCACUGUGUAGCAAAUAGAACAAUUUUAAUGAAAA
Anopheles merus is the source of this 1785-nucleotide messenger RNA. RefSeq names its product alpha-tocopherol transfer protein-like. Gene Ontology annotation, molecular function: phosphatidylinositol bisphosphate binding. The record is from RefSeq and is a predicted model, not a curated record. NCBI's taxonomy places the organism in Eukaryota, Metazoa, Arthropoda, Insecta, Diptera, Culicidae. The coding region runs from base 138 to 1133 and encodes 331 amino acids. The transcript has 2 exons. Gene Ontology annotation, cellular component: membrane.